Messenger RNA from Fulvia fulva, 501 nucleotides. RefSeq lists its product as uncharacterized. The record is from RefSeq and is a predicted model, not a curated record. NCBI's taxonomy places the organism in Eukaryota, Fungi, Ascomycota, Dothideomycetes, Mycosphaerellales, Mycosphaerellaceae. The transcript has a single exon. Bases 1 to 501 code for a protein of 166 amino acids.
AUGUCUUCCUCCUCCCAAAACGCCUCAACAUCGCCGGAGACACAAGCGACCAUCCCAGAGGCUCCCCAAACAACCGACAAGAAAGCCGCCACACUCGAACUAGAACGCCUCAGCAAAGCCUGCCUCUUUGCCUGGAACGACCACGACUUCGACUACGAAGGCAAUCCAGACCGUCGGGACUUCCGCGAACGCAUCGCGCCGCGUUUCGAAUGCCGGAUCGAAAACUACCCCGAGCACGCCAUGUCCUGGUACGGCCUGAACCAGCUGUGGCGAGACUACCUAGCCACGGAGCCGAAUUGCAGGUUUGAGUUGAUCAGUAUGCACACGGACGUGAACGACGGCGGGAGGGCGGUGUUGUAUGUAGAGAUGGAUGUGACGGGGGUGCAGAAUGUCAAUUUGAUCCGGUUCUUGGAGAUGAAGUGGAAGGUUGUGGAUGGACGGUGGAUGUACUAUAGUUGUACUACUAUGGGUGGUAGUAAGGGGAACAAUGGUUUGUUAUGA